AUGAUCGACACUCGGGAUAUCGGUCCAAAUACGGUAACCAAUCAGAAUGCAGAAUAUUACAAAACUAUAAAGACUAUAAACGUACUUAGGUAUUGGGGAAGGGGGGGUGUUCGUGUGGAUGGAUAAAAACGGUGUUCUGAUCAAAUAAACCUGUUUUUAGCCCUUUGCUGCAGCUGCAGAAAAAGGCACAAGGAAAAAUGGAUUACGAAGCACGCUGGUUAAAAGCUGACAAUGGAGAUACGACAUCUAAAACUGAAAGAAGGCAAGUUUAUACUAAUCCCAUUCUUCAUCUUGCAAGACAAUCGACCAUCUUUUAAAUAAAAUAUUUUAAACAUUUAGGUUUCCUAGAAUAGCCAAGCAAGUUGCACAACAAUCCUUCCCCGCAAUGUUGGGGUCUCCAGAAGUAGAGGGGAAAGAUCCAACAUGGACACCAAGCAAUCUGGAAAGGGCCGAUAACAGAAGUUACAAUGCUUUGACUAAUGAAGAUAGCGUGUUGCAAGUUUUUAAUGAUGGAAUGGAAAGCAUAGCUAGAGCAUCCAACACACACUUUGAACCUGUGAUCUUUCAGCUACAAACAACGCUUAGUGAAGCUACAAGCUACGAGAAAACCGAGUGCAUGCGAAAGGCUGAAGAGGCGUGCGCAAUAGUGUGUAAAACUAUUGCACCAAAAGACGGCGAAAAUCUCCUCCGUGUAAUUUCACCAGUCCGUAGUGAGUCACCCCCUAAUGAAGUGCUGGCUCUACUGAAUGCCUACAAAAACGCACCGACAAAGAAUAUCAAGACCCAAAUUUUGAGUUUGUAUUGCUAUCAGUACACUACAAAAAAACUAAAAGAGAUGCAUGAACCAUUCGAGAAGCUCAGCGAUCGAAAAAUAAAGCUUGCACGGUCGCACGCUAAAACGGUUGGAGAAGGUUUUCCAAUUGAAAAUGUUACAAUGUAUCGUCAUCGUAUGGAUAAAGGAAAGCUAGAUCACUUUUUGUCGUAUUGCCCAGUAUGAACAGCAUUGCAAGGGAGAAGGUUUCAGUCCGCUUAGCCGUGCAUCGAUGUAUCGAGUGUUACAAGUAAGGGAAGCAUCGCAACGAAAGUCACUCCAAGGGUUGGACAAUAUUGCAACGGAUGGCAGUGCCGCAUUUCAUACCCUUUCUCGCAUUGUAGAAGAUCUGGAACAAACGUAUGGAGCAGAAAAAGCGUGGUCCACACAAGUUCUUCGCGGUCUAAAAGAUGGUAAACGCUAUCUAAAAACGAACUAUCGAGUCCACUGCAGAAACGAAUCAAGCAGCUGUCCUGACCAUUGCCGAACGUUCGCCUUGAGUGAUCCUGGUGAUCCAGAUUUCCAAGCUGAAUGUUCGCAUUCACACAACGUAUCCUGUGAAAGCUGUGAAAACAUCAAUCAAAUCAUGACGUCCAUUGAAGAGCAACUGACAGAACGUGCAAAUAAUAUGUAUACCAUGGAACAACUGGACGACUACAAGCAUGACGUUGCACAGGCACUACGCUUUAUUCAUAACUGGAAAGCGCACAUUUUACGCGCUCAACAGCAGGAAGAUAGCAAAACUGACGUUAUAAAAUCUCUACACAGAUCAUCAAUCUUGAUAAUUAUGGACUGGGCAAUGAAAUUUGUUCAAAUGCGACAUAGGGAGAAACAAUCCGAUUGGUUCGGAAAAAGAGGAAUGAACUGGCAUGUCUGCAGUGUUCUUUCGAAAAGUGAAACCAAUCUCCUCCAAAUUGAGUACUACGUCCACCUGUUUAACAGCUGUGUCCAAGACUGGUAUUCUGUUGUAUCAAUUCUUGAGCAACUUUUAACUUCAAUCAAGAAAGAAAGACCAGAAAUUCAACAAGUCUUCAUUCGCUCAGACGAAGCUGGCUGCUAUCACAACAACAACAUAGCCGCUGCCAUGAGGGACAUUGGAGAAAGAAUUGGUAUUACUGUUGUUCGUUACGACCACUCUGAACCGCAGUACGGCAAAGAUAUUUGUGACCGCAUUUUAUGCCACCUCAAAGGGACUAUUCGACGUUACUGCCACGAAGGCAACGACAUCGUGACAGCUGCGGACAUGUACCAAGCGCUCAAGGAACGACCUAUCGCAGCUUCUACAGCGGGCGUGUUUUGUCUUAAUCAGAAGAAUAGGGACUUGCAAGUCAAGAAUAUCAAUGCAUUUGGCAGUCUCCAUAAUUUUCGAUAUGAAACGAAGGGCCUUAGAGUUUGGAAGGCGUUUGGAAUAGGACCAGGGAAGCUCAUUCCAUGGCACGCCAUUUAUAUUCACCACCAAAGUCCAACUAAGCUAACUAUCGAUGGCAAGAAAGAAUUCUUCCUCACCACUGCCAAAGUUGUGAAAUCUUCAGCCAAUACAAAACCUGACGAACAACCAAAUAAGGACAACGAAGAUGUGCUGUUAUUCGAGUGCCAAGAAGUCGGAUGUGAACAAAGCUUUGAAAACCUCAACGAUUUAGAAGUGCACAUUUCCCUUGAGAAGCACAACACCACGAAAGAAAAUAUCUAUGACUCUCUUAGGCGGGAAUGGGUUAGUCAGUUUAACUCCAUCAGAAUUGAAGAACAAUCAACACCGGAAGAUAAAGAAAAAAGAGUCCGGAAAUUCCAUACAAGUUUGGAGAAAGGGUGGGCUUUACAUCAGGUAAGCACACGAAAGCGUUUUAGCAAAGAGAUUCGCGUCUAUUUGACAGAAAAUUACGAUGUUGGGGAAAAGACAGGUUGUAAACUCAAUCCGGGACAAGUCGCAAGAGAUAUGAGGACAGCAAAGGACGAGGCAGGAUUGCGCAAGUUUAAGAGAGAGGAAUGGUUAACUAAAAGUCAGAUUCAAAGUUUCUUUUCGAGGAUUACGGCCAAUCGACGAAAACAGACUGGCCAAGUCGAAGAGGACGAAGAUGGAGUUUCUGAUGAAGAACAUUUGGCAUACUCAGAAGAUUUGAUUUACGAAGAAUGCAUGCAAGAGGUGUUGGAAGAAAUCGCAUUGAAGCAUCCAAUUAUGUACGAUACAUAUGACUUAUGCGGACGCACGAAGACCAACAAACUUAAACUUUUUAAGAUUCCAAUGCUAAAAGAAAUUUGCAAGCAUUUUGAAAUUGUACAUUCAUCACGAACCAGUAAGCGUGAUCUGUUGCAGAAAGUGGAAACUUUAGUAUCGACAUGUGUAUGCAUGUGUAAAUAGACGACUUAUAUACGUAGUAUUUAUUACUGAAGCAAUAUUCGGAUGGGGGACGGUGGGGUGGGGGAGCUUGAUUUCCAUUUUGUAAUACGACAUAUCAUAAUCCUUCAAAGACUAUAUAAGUUCCACAUGUAAUGAACCAAAUGAAAAUACCAGAAAUCACCAAUAAUCAAUCCAACGUAGACAAAAUUGACAAUUAUUUAUAUUAGUAACAAUACGGAAAUUCUUGAUAUGAAUUAGUAAGAAAUUGAAAAAUAUUGUGACUGUUGUAUCCGUUGCGAACUACGAAAAAACUUUACACUGACCACAUUAUUUUAAUGCCUUUAAUUAAUAAUGAAUCAAUAAUGACAAUAAUGACUUUAAUUAACUUAAUAGGGAAACAUUUUAUUGUCCAGUAUCCCGUAUCAUUAUAUAACUUUUCUUUAUAUCAGUAACCCGUAAUAGCGCCUCACUAGUUUGCUGGAUCUAAUCUGUUUGUAAUUAGGACGCAAUUGCACAUAUUUAGUUUAAUCAAUGAACUCGCUUGACUUGCAUAGUUGUAAACUUGUAGUAAAGUGAUCAGCGUACUUAGACUAUUGAAACACGAUACCACGUAAUAAGUUCUUUGUAUGAUUGCAUGGCGAUAAAAUAUAUCACGAUAAAAUAAACACCACUUGGUGUUUCCACAAACAAAAAGUGUUAUAAGUGUAAAAGUGUUACUACAAUCGUAGUAAUUUAAACUAUUUGAACACUUAGUCUCUCUCCUCCGCACAUGCAGGCUUCUGUGCCAUAUGAUUAAUGCGAUUAGCAUUGAAAUACAUUUCAAUACACUUUACAUGGCAGAUCUUGGAACACGAGCGGAGACACUUAGCAAUAUCAUUUGAACAAAAUUUUCUUUGACAUUGGAACGACGCCAACAUCUACAUAGCGUAUACAUGUACAAUAAAAAAGCCCAAGAUUCUUGCCUAGGUGGUUAGUGAUAUAAAUACUUAUUUAGUUUCUGAAUAUCUUAGAACUGUGCAUUAUUGUUUCGUAAUACUUCCUCAGAUAAGGAAGAUCUGAAACAAUAAACAGUGUUAUUUUUAUUUUCUGGCAGAUGAAGUUUCGGAGUCAUGCGAACGUGUCAAGCUUUGUAUGAAAACAAGCACACAGCCCAUUCUAUAAUGCCGCUAUUUCGUAACCGAUAUCGCGUGAACAAACUCUUUAACCCCGUAUUUAAGAUUUAUAGCUGCGAGCAGGCUAGCCCAGAUUGGCUCCGUCUUAAAACAAGACAAUGAAAAACAAUGCUAAUUUCGGUGAUUUACGACAUUUUACCAACCAGUUCAAUUACAGAUUUUGUCCGAACAACAUUGCAAUGGUCCGGCAGACAAAAAUUUGUUGUGAUGUAUGUAGAUUUCUAUAACAUAUGCUUAGGUAUAAAAUGUUUUUAUCACAACAGGAAGUGCCAAAAUUCCAUGUAAAUUUCACAAUUUGGUAAUGUUUCAAGGGCUGUCGCACAAAAUACUGGAAAAUGCCGCAACAUUUUUUUAAAGAGGCUUUUAACAUGGCUUACAAGCUAAACUUUAGUGGUAUGUUAGUUUCUUCACUGCUUCUAACUUUUGAGAUAUUGCCAUUAAAAAACGGCAUACUUUUGUCUUAGUUGGGAAAGCGAGUUUUAGGCUAUUUUUGAAAGAUUUAUUUUGCAUUGAAAAGUUAACAAAACACAAUGAACUCCGCGCAUAGUCAAGAUUAAUAUGCGUUUUACAACAUAUAACGAAAUAGUGUAAAUCGGAGUUUUGUAGUGUCCGUAGCAGACUUUUCAAUUUACCUAAAUAUUGUCAAAUUUUCAGCGACCGGAAAUGCCAAUUAAACGGGAGGUAAAACACAUUGUUUUCAACGUAAAAUAUUUUCGUUGUUUUUUGGUCAUUUUUGUUUUGUUGUGCCAUGGUACAGUAUAUGCUAAAACAAUUAUUCACCUCAGUGUCGGUUAAAUAUUCACAUAUUCGAUUUAAAAACAAUCUGACAUUUGUAGAAUAAAAUUUGCAUUUUUAAAUAUUUAUUAUAAUCAGAAAUGGAUUUAUACUCAUUGCCGAUUGGUAAAAAGGAUUCGUGGAGAACUACUAUCAUAAUGCGAAUAUGUUGUGUUUUCCCCCUGGCGAUCCCAAGAUUCUUUGCGCUAACCGCGCGGAAAUAUGGGAUCUGGCAACCGGCAAAUCAUUCAUUGGCGUAUACUCUAUGUGACAAACCUAGAUCGAGUUGUGACUUCCAGGGUUGUAAUAUGACUUCGAAUCUAACACUGACACGUUACGAGUAACUUUAGCCGUGAAUAAAGCAUAUAAGAUUAAUUAUACAGGGAAUAUAGAAACGCGAGACCUUGAGAAAUCAAGCUAUAUAUAUUGUUGGAAUUUGAAUACACAUAGCACCUACUAUAUAUGCUGAACCCACGUUUGCUUAUUUCCUAUUUUCAGCAACAGAAACUUAAAGCCAACUUGGAAUUGCACGAAAUCGACCCAUUGUUGAUUUCCAAGUUUAAAGAAAAUUCCUUCCUAGGAAAAGGGACUUUUGGUACAGUCGAUCUUUCCGAGUUCCAAGGGUAUCCUGUUGCUGUAAAACACUUGAAGCCAAAGUGCAGUUCAAAAAAAGAUGUGAUAAGAGAGGCUACAAUUAUGUCCAAACUCUCUCACAAGAACCUGCCAUAUCUGUUUGGAGUAUGCACCAAGGUUGCUCCUUACAGUUUAGUGUCUAGGUUUUGUGGCAUUGAAGGACAGUCUGUUACAUGCAGUUCAUGAUGCUCUUGCAAGAGAAGAUAAUUCAUCUUUGCCUUGGACUACUUUGAUGGAGGAAUGUUGUAGUGCUUUGAGCUACUUACACAAUGCUGGAUAUCUGCACAAUGAUAUCAAGAGCGAUAAUUUGCUCUUAACCAAAUCAUCAUCUAACUCAGAGGAGAAGAGCAUACGCAUGAUCCUAAAUGAUCUUGGAAAAGCAACACUGAUAACUGAAGGCAAACUAUACAACCUUACUCCUACUGACAAGGAAAAGUAUUACAAGUUCCACAAUCACAUUGCUCCUGACGUUAUAGAGGGCGAAGCUCCCCAGUCUAUCAAGAGUGACACUUUCUCUUUAGGAAUAGUUUUCUAUGAUGUGGCCAAAGCUGUUAAGGAUGACGAGCUGCGAAAAUUAACAAAAUCAUGUACAAGAUCAAAUCCCUCCUUGAGAUGUGAUUUACAUGACUUGGUUGUCAAAAUUAGAGCAUACCUUAACAAACUUUAG
This is a messenger RNA of Paramuricea clavata, 6392 nucleotides long. NCBI's taxonomy places the organism in Eukaryota, Metazoa, Cnidaria, Anthozoa, Malacalcyonacea, Plexauridae. The record is from the annotation of a GenBank genome assembly.